AAGAAUUGCCGGGUUUCUUCCUUUUCUUUCCUAUGAUAUGUUUAACUGUUUCUAACUCGCGAUUUUUACAGGGAUAGCCAAGGAGAAUCUUCGAGCAAAGAGUCCGGAGCUGAUGAAGAAAUUCAGCGUUCUAAGACUUGCUCAAGGGGCCAUCCAGCGACCCGAGGAUAAGCCUCUUCCCCUUCCUCCGAAGGACUCGGCGACUGUAGAGAAGGGUCUGGAGGACGUGCCCUCAGAGCAAGAGGCUCUCCGACUUCUCGAAGAGAGAAAACAAAUUCACAUCCCCGAUGAAUCUGAGAGGGUGAUUCCUCCACAGACAAGGGGGGUGAAAAAGAGUGGGAAGAAGAAGAGGAAGCGGGAUUCUUCUUCCCGCAAGGAGAGCUCGGCCAAGAGGCCCUCUGUGGGUACGAUCCCUACGGCCGUACCUCUCCGCAUAAGGUCGGUUGAUGAGGAGGCGUCGCCCCCUUCGGACUCUCCACGGCCAGCUUCGAACAAGGGGAAGGAGAAGGUGGGGGAGUCUUCCGCGGCUCCCUCAUCGCAGAUUGCUGAGGUUUAUCGUCGUCGGGAAUUUUCCCCUUUUCGACACGAGACACCCUUUCCGGAGUUGGGGCAUAAGGGCUUAAUUGUUCGUUUUAACAGGGCGACGUCCAACUUAAUCAGCAAGGUGGACGUCGACCUACUAGAGUCCAUGCCCCCCCGUGACAGGGUGCGUCAGGCACAAGCUUCGGCGGCAGAGGCGUUCAUACGGUUGGCUUUUGAGCUCGACGCAAACCGUCAAAGUGCCGCGGACCAGGAAACCAUUGCCGCCCUUACCUCUCGCUGUGAGGAGCUGAAUGACGAAUUAUCAAAAUUGCGGGAGGACCUGCCGGGCCUAAAAGAGAAACUGGCCAAGUGUUCUGAGCUGAAAGAGCGCUUGGUCAGGACCGAACAAUGGCGGGAAAGGGCAAGGAAGCAGCUGGACCAGACCGUCGAGAACUUAGAUGCUGCUUCCACCUGGUCUGCGAGCCUCGGCCAUGAAGUCGGCUUGCUGAUGGAGACCCAUUCCAAGCUCGUUCAUCAGAACCAGCAACUUAUGCAGCAAGUAUCGACUGAUUCUGCCCACUUCAAGAUGAUCCUAUCCGCGGCUAAGGUGUAUAAAUUGUGCUUAGCCAGGAAGGCCCGGAUGGCUCGAGAUUGGCUUCUUUCGGAUGAGCCGGAAGCGUCGAAGUUUCUUGGAGAUCUGACGGCGGAGAUGGUGAGAGCCGGAACCCUUAUCAGUGACGAAAAGUAUCGUUUGGCUGCCGCAGAGUUGGGCAUGGAUUUUACCUCCCUUCAGCAAACUGCUGAUCAGAAGGGAAGUGAAGCCUUGUCCAACCUUGCUCCUGUCUUGGACGGGGAGUCGGCGGUACUGGUCGACGCUGCUUGGGAUGCGGAUGAAAGGAGAGCCUGGUCCGAAAGGAUGGAUGCUGAGGCUGAGAGGGAGGCUUUAUGUCUCGACUUGGAUCAGCUGGCUCUCUCUUCUCCUCCGGCGUCAGAUGUCCCGGAAAACUUGACGCUCUCCAACCUGGAGGUUUUGUGCCUUGAUCUAUCGAAUCUUAUUAUUGACGAAGGUAGGAACCUCCAGGGCUUGUCCCGAGAGCUGUCCGAGAUCGGAGUGGAGCUGUUUAACGUUGAAGAUUAUGUAAGCUUCACUCCCAGUCUUGAAGAGGGAAAGAUCGAGCCUCCUCUGCCGCCGGAUCAUGACGUCGAGGCUUUUUUGGAAGAUGUAUAG
Molecule: messenger RNA, 1750 nt
Organism: Amaranthus tricolor (Joseph's coat)
Lineage: Eukaryota; Viridiplantae; Streptophyta; Magnoliopsida; Caryophyllales; Amaranthaceae
Exons: 3
Coding region: 113-1750 (545 amino acids)
Source: RefSeq, a predicted model, not a curated record